GUUAGAUCAGGAAAUGUAUACAAAUUUUCAUUAUCCAAGCCAUUGGAUCGAAUACGAGACUAACAAUUCGUACGGCAUAUACGAGUUUAUACCCAUUGCACGAUAUUUGAUGGCCAAUCCUAUGCAUAAAUUGCAACAAACAUAUAAUAAGUGCUUUAAAUACGUGAUAAAUGAAUUAAUAUUACGCGAUAAUACUUACGACGAGAGUAAUGGCCGAGAUUUUUGCAGUCAGUUUAUAGCCGCUAAACGCCGGGCAGAGGCGGAGGGAAAGCUGGGCUUUGAAUGUUUGAAUGAUAAUAACAUUGCAGCCGUAGUUAUGGACUUUUACAUGUAUCUUAUUAUAACAGCGGGAAUGGGAACCUCAUUUACAACUCUCGUAUGGAAUCUACUAUUUAUGGUAUAUUAUAGCGAUUGGCAGCAAAUCAUGCGAAAUGAAGUGAACGAUAGACUGGGCGAUAGGGCACCGGUUGUGGCCGAUAAACACCAUUUGCAUAAUGUUAUGGCAUUCCUAUACGAAACCUUUCGUUGUAGAAAUCCCGUACCUUUUGGGGCACCGCAUAUGACUUUAUCGGAUACCAUAUUAGACGGUAAAUACACAGUUCCUGGUCAAACAAUACUCAUCCAUCAUUCGUGGCAUAUAUUGACUGAUGAUAGCAUUUGGCCAAAUGGUGAACAAUUUAAUCCUGGACGUUUUCUUGACGAUCAUGGCCAUUUCAAAUCGGUCGGCCCCUUAGCGUAUAUACCGUUUGGCGCGGGGAGGCUAUACGACCCGUCU
This is a messenger RNA of Medioppia subpectinata, 775 nucleotides long. NCBI's taxonomy places the organism in Eukaryota, Metazoa, Arthropoda, Arachnida, Sarcoptiformes, Oppiidae. The record is from the annotation of a GenBank genome assembly.